This is a messenger RNA of Solanum dulcamara, 822 nucleotides long. RefSeq lists its product as uncharacterized. Bases 1 to 822 code for a protein of 273 amino acids. The transcript has 2 exons. NCBI's taxonomy places the organism in Eukaryota, Viridiplantae, Streptophyta, Magnoliopsida, Solanales, Solanaceae. The record is from RefSeq and is a predicted model, not a curated record. Gene Ontology annotation, biological process: DNA integration. Gene Ontology annotation, molecular function: nucleic acid binding.
AUGGGUUCCCCAUGGCCAUUUUCCGCUUGGGGCAUGGAUGUAAUUGGGGCCAUAGAGCCUCUUGCAUCAAAUGGACAUCGUUUCAUCCUUGUAGCUAUUGAUUAUUUUACAAAAUGGGUCGAAGCUUUGACAUAUAAGGCAGUAACUAAGAAAGUCGUGGCAGAUUUUGUUCGUAACAAUAUCAUUUGUCGAUUCGGGAUUCCAGAAUCAAUUAUAACAGAUAAUGCGGCAAAUCUCAACAGCGAUCUUAUGAAGGAAAUUUGUGAGCGAUUCAAGAUUACUCAUCGAAAUUCCACAACUUAUCGGCCACAGAUGAAUGGAGCAGUUGAAGUAGCAAACAAGAACAUCAAGAAGAUUUUGAGGAAAAUAGUGGAUGGUCACAGACAAUGGCAUGAGAAGUUACCAUAUGCUCUGCUCGGUUAUCGUACCACAAUCAGAACUUCCACUGGGGCAACUCCUUAUAUGAUUAUUCAAGAGGUCGGUUUAGAUGAUGCAGAAUGGAUUCGCAACAGGAUUGAACAGUUGAUGCUCAUUGAUGAGAAAAGAAUGGAUACAGUUUGUCAUGGUCAACUUUACCAAAAUAGGAUGGCCAAAGCAUUUAACAAGAAAGUCAAGCCUCGACAGUUCACACAAGGACAAUUAGUAUUGAAGAAGAUAUUUCCUCACCAAGGAAAAGCUAAGGGGAAAUUUGCACCAAACUGGCAAGGUCCUUACAUGGUUCAUAGAGUAUUAUCCGGAGGAGCAGUAAUCUUAGCAGAAAUGGAUGGCACAGUGAGCACGAAGCCAAUCAACUCAGACUCCAUCAAGAAGUACUACAUCUGA